Messenger RNA from Alosa alosa (allis shad), 2507 nucleotides. RefSeq names its product tripartite motif-containing protein 16-like. The transcript is spliced from 5 exons. Gene Ontology annotation, molecular function: zinc ion binding. The record is from RefSeq and is a predicted model, not a curated record. Bases 249 to 1301 code for a protein of 350 amino acids. Lineage: Eukaryota; Metazoa; Chordata; Actinopteri; Clupeiformes; Clupeidae.
AGCAUGUUUACUAAGGCAGUGCCUUUAUUUUAGCUUAUAGAACCAGAACUAGAGUUAUGCACAUGACCAGAAGUCUCUCUCUCUCUCACUCACUCACACACACACACACACACACACACACACACAUACACACACACACACACAAAGAACUGUGUGGUCUCUUCAGGAGAAAUGAAACUACUACUCUUCAGGAGAAACGAAACUACUACUUGCGUAACUCUCCAUUUCAUCUGGAUAAGAGCAGAUAGAUGCCUGAACAGAAAAUGUCCAGAAAAAAGACGAAACCUCUAGUUACACAGACUCAUUUCAACUGUCCAGUCUGUUUAGAUUUAUUGAAGGAUCCAGUUUCAGUGCAGACAGACCUUCUCCCAAGACCGGUUCUGGGGAAGAACAUCUUGCUGGCAGAGAUGGUGGAGAAGAUGAGGGAGGAAGGUGCCGAAGGAGCGUCUGUACCCCACUACGCUGAGCCUGGGGAUGAAGAAUGCAGUGUUUGCAUAGGGAGGAAGCGCAAAGCCACCAUGGCCUGUCUAGAGUGUCUGAAUUCAUACUGCGAGAGCCAUUUCAAAAGUCACGAGGAGCUGUUCUUGACAAAGAAACACAAAACCAUCAAUGCCACUGGACAACUACAGGAGAGAAUCUGUGGCCGUCAUAACAAACUCCUGGAUGUAUUUUGCCGUUCUGAACAGCAGUGUGUCUGUUAUGAAUGUGCACUGGAUGGACACAGGGGUCAUGACACAAUUUCAACUUACAUAGAGAGGGCAGAGAAACAGAAGCAAACAAACUUGGCAAUCACUCAGAGUAUCCAGGGGAAAGAGAAUGAGAUCCAGGAAAUAUCAACAGCUAUGGAAUCUCUCAUGGUCUCCGCGCAGACACUGGUAGAGCAAAACAAGAGCGACUUCACCGCGUUCAUCAACUCCAUUAUGGAAUGGUGCUCUGAGGUGGAGCAGUGCAUCAGAGGGCAGGAGAGAGCUCAGCUGAGUCACGCCAGAAGACAGCUGUCCAACCUGGAGCAAGACAUCGAAGGACUGAAGAGGAGGAAAGCUGAACUGGAGCAACUGUCACACACCGAGGACGAUGUUCAUUUCCUCAAGAAUUUUCCAUCUCUUUACAACCCUCUAGACCAAUUGUCGUUGUGGCUCAGCGAUGGAGAGAAUGGUGUCAAUGCCAUUAAAGCUUAUGGGCCUAGAAUGGAAAACCAUUUGUUAAACUUCUGCAAAAAGCAUCUGGACACAGUAUCACAAAAAGUGAGAAGAGUGACUCUUGAAGGCCUGACGAGAGAAGACCUCAUACAGUGUGAGUAAUGGUUCUUAUUUGAACAUCUAAAAAAAGGUAGUGACAGAGCAUGCAAUAUUGUUAGACUGAAUGGCAGGCCUAAAAAGUGUAGUCUACAUGAGGAUAUACAGUCAUUUAGAGACUUCAUGCAGAGGGAGAGCUCAAGCAGAGCAAAAUAUGGCUUCACCAGUAACAUUGCAGAAACACAGACAACUGAACAUAGUGUGACAAGCAGAGAAAUUAACGAGUUUUAUCAAGUAAGCCAAGACAGUUGGAUUUCAUAAAGGAACUAAUGUUGUUCAGUGUCUGUGGAAUGCUCAGUCACAGGAAACUAUUUACAGAAACUAUUUUCUCCACCAUUAGAUGCUACCAGACUAACACUGGACCCAAACACAGCCUACCGUCACUUCAGUUUGAGCGAGAAUAACACUAAGUUGUCAUGGAGUAAUACAUGUUGCCAAUUUGACCACUAUGACCAUCCGCAAAGAUUUGUGGGAUGCCGCCAGGUAUUCUGUGAACAGCGCCUGUAUGGUCGUUGCUACUGGGAAGUUGAAUGGUCUACGCGGUAUAAGACUUCUAUGGCAGUGUCCUACUUAAGCAUUGGACGGAAAGACACAGAUGACAAGAACAGGUUUGGUUAUAAUGAUCAGUCUUGGAGUUUGGAUUGCUACCCCUCAGGAUAUGAAUUCAGACACAAUAACAAUGUGACCAAAAUUCAGAGAGGAUGCCAAUCAAGCAGAUUGGCUGUGUAUGUGGAUGUUGAGGGAGGCACUCUGUCUUACUAUGAGGUUUCCAGGUCUGGCAUUCUCACUACCCUCCACAAGCACAAGACCAAGUUCCUGAAGCCUGUCUACGUAGGCUUUUUUGGGGAUGCAUAUACAUAUUUAACAAUUUGCUCCUUGAAGUAACAUGGUGAGAAAUUUAAGCAGCUGUUUACACCGUUAUGUACAUAGCUAUGAAGGGAAGUACCCUGGGCUAAUACAAUUUUGUGUCAUGUAGAUUUACAAGAAGUUAUAUUACACCAUAAUGUAUCUUACACUAUAAUGUAUAAGUGUUAAAUCGCAGAAAAAUGAUUCUAUAGUCAUAUCUUCCAGCAACAUGAUAUUAAUAGCACUAAAAUGUAACACAGAAUUGCAGUUCCUAUUGUGAGGUGUAAUUACACUAUAAAAUGUGUCUUGUGCUUAAAUUCCAAUGUCAUGACUACAUAAAUAAAUGCAAUAAUGAUUUUCUCUUAA